This is a messenger RNA of Harmonia axyridis, 5746 nucleotides long. Its product is annotated as serine/threonine-protein kinase SIK2-like. Gene Ontology annotation, molecular function: ATP binding; tau-protein kinase activity; protein serine/threonine kinase activity. Gene Ontology annotation, cellular component: cytoplasm. Gene Ontology annotation, biological process: microtubule cytoskeleton organization; protein phosphorylation; intracellular signal transduction. The record is from RefSeq and is a predicted model, not a curated record. The transcript has 14 exons. Bases 188 to 2845 code for a protein of 885 amino acids. NCBI's taxonomy places the organism in Eukaryota, Metazoa, Arthropoda, Insecta, Coleoptera, Coccinellidae.
UUCAGAGACGGUCGCAGUCGCUUUUCAGACACGGUCGCGUGUGGGCAAGGUGGGAAAGCACUUAAUUGGUUUCAGUUCCUCUGAUGGCAAAGAGGUAGGAACUUGGUAUGUCCGGUUGUUAGUGGGGAUCCGACGGUGUAUUCCAGGGAUCUUGACGGCUUUUUCGAAGGAUACAUCGACGUUCAGAAUGGGGGAAAGAGAGAGGAGCACGAAAACGGCGAUCCGAGUGGGUUUCUACGAUAUCGAACGGACUAUUGGAAAAGGAAAUUUUGCUGUAGUGAAGUUGGCGAGGCACAGGAUAACUAAGACGGAGGUAGCAAUUAAAAUCAUAGACAAGUCGAAACUAGAUGCCGGAAACUUACAAAAAGUUUACAGAGAAGUUGACAUAAUGAAAAGACUGGAUCAUUCUCACAUAGUAAAACUAUACCAGGUUAUGGAGACGAAAAAUAUGAUCUACUUGGUUUCGGAAUAUGCAAGCGAAGGAGAAAUAUUUGAUUAUAUAGCUAGAUAUGGCCGAAUGUCAGAAGAGCAAGCAAGGCAGAAAUUUUGGCAGAUUUUAUCAGCUGUUGAAUAUUGUCAUAAUCGUAACAUUGUACAUCGAGAUUUAAAGGCUGAGAAUCUUCUUUUGGAUUCAAAUAAUAAUAUUAAAAUAGCGGAUUUUGGUUUUUCGAAUUAUUACUCAACUACUGGUCAACUUUCAACGUGGUGUGGUUCACCCCCUUAUGCCGCACCUGAGGUCUUCGAAGGCAAAAAAUAUAUAGGUCCAGAAAUCGAUAUAUGGAGCCUUGGGGUAGUAUUGUACGUGCUUGUUUGUGGUGCCUUGCCUUUUGACGGUAGCUCCCUUCAGGCAUUGAGAGACAGGGUUUUGUCUGGCCGAUUUAGGAUACCAUACUUUAUGAGUUCUGAUUGUGAAUCACUCAUUCGGAAAAUGUUAGUGUUGGAACCUACCAAGAGAUACUCUGUAGCUCAAAUAAAAAAACAUAGAUGGAUGCAAAUGAUGGUACCACCAACUACCGCCCCAGUCAUCCUUGCCUCCAACAAACAACCUAACGAACAGAUUCUGAGGCUAAUGCAGAGCUUGGGGAUUGAUAGUUCGAAGACAAGAGAGUCAAUCAGACAAGGCAGUUACGAUCAUCACGCAGCAAUAUAUUUUUUACUUCUUGAUAAACUCAGAGUGCAGCUAGCGGGCGUUGAAAGCCAAGCAGCAGUUCGUGAGGUCCAAAGAAGACGACCAUCGAAUAUCGCAGAGCAGGCCAUGAGAAAAUUUGGCAGAGCGAAUACAAGUGAAGAUUGUAGGCGCCUCUUGCAACAGUGCUCAUCGGCAACACCUACAGCCAGCAAUAGUAAAAUAAGCUCAGGGUCUAGUAUCAACAGGACAUGUGGUUCCUCACCUAUCCACGGCAUCGAUUCAGCAAAGCUUUUGGCAGCCACCAAUCCAGAAGAUGCUUUGAGGAUAUUGAACCAAGCCACUACCAACUCCUUUAGCAUAUGCAACGAAGCUACAAAACUCAUGUCUACCCUACAAAUGAGCGCAGUUCCUUGUGCAUCCAUGAUGUCAUCAGCUUCUGGAGAGCCUCCCCUUCCUACGUUGAGGGAACCUCUUAAAGUAUUCACUUACACUCAUUGCGCGGUAAACCCCUUACCCUUCGAAAUCUUCGCCAGCAAAGGGUCUUUGAACAGGUUUUCUACAAGCAGUUUCAGGAGUGGGGAUGGUCAAAAUCAGUAUUCGAGCUCUACGGACGAAGGAGUCGAAACUGACAUAGAGGACCAUACUCCCAGGCUUAGCUACAAGUCAUCCAGUUCCUCCAAUGGAAUGGCGGGUGCUUUGAAUGCUUCUAAGAGCCUCAGUCAAAAUUUGAGCUGUGAUAGUAACUUCGAAAGUUUAGAAUAUCCACUAAUCGAAUCCAAUGAUCUGGCUAGUAGUUUACCGAGUUGUACUGCCAGUGAUCUGAAGUCCGAUAAGAUAGGAGGCAGUAUUGUUACUUCAAAUUAUUCUAUGAAACCUAGGCUGAUCACAACAAAACAUAAUCCUUUGGUGCAUAUGUCAAGUUACAAGACUACUCAAAGGGAAGUCACAAGGUCACCUAUCGAUUUUCGGGAAGGUAGAAGAGCUAGUGAUGGUUUAGUUGCUCAACAAGUAGCUGAAGGCGAAAGUAACAACGUGGUUGCUUUCAAUUCUCAGAAAUUGAAUGAAAACUGUAAGACUAAAGGGGUCUUAGACAUGCACCUAGUCCAGAGAGAGGCUCAACGCUUACAAUCGAAGUACCAAGCCAAAGAACCGCCGGAAGAGACAAAUCAGAAGCAGAAACAACAUAUUCAAUACCUACAACCCCGUGUCAGUAAACGAAUAAGUCUACCAGACAAUUUCAGUUAUACCCCUAAUGUUCAAGAACCUCUUCAUCUACAAACAGCCAUGCAACAUAGAUUAUUACAACAAAAAAGGCAGAUAUUACAAAAACAAUGUGCGAUGACCCAUCAAGCAAGUAACAGCGUUGGAGUUCCUGUUGAUCCUCAUAGAAGACAAAUGUUGAGGCAACCAAGUUACAAAAUUGCUCAGCAACAGCCUGUCUUACCUCCACUUCCACUAAAUGAAACUGAAAACCAGGAUCUACUUGCAUUUCAAGCGAUUGUAGAAAAUCCUUUUGAAGUAGCUUGGACAGCUCUACCAGUUAACUUGCAGAACUCUUGCCAAAUAGGUGAUACUGCUACUGCACCACUGGAAUGGCCAACUUCCUCAAAUUGGAGCCAACAGGGAACUCAAUUCCCUGUGAAUCCCUGGCCACCAUUACUUCCACUGAGCGAAAGCCCUCUUUUGGAGCUUACAGAGCAAAUGGAGUCAAUGUGAAUUAUUAGUUAUUAUAGUUAUUGUUUUAGUUAUAGAUGGUUAAAGGUUUACUUGAAUUUAGUUGCAACUUAUUUAUGAGCGUUUAAAGGAUUUUUAUUUCUCGGGAAUAACAUAUUUCAUACAAUAAGGGAGUAUUUAUAUUUUUUACAUUUUCUAAUUAUUACAGAAUACUUAUUGUCCGCACUUAUAAAUGAACUGUUCUAUGGAUAUUUCGUCUAAAUAUGUUUUCAUUUUUAUUCAGAUUGUGAAGGUUGGAAUUAAUAAUUAUUGAAGCUUAUUAUCACAUAUUCACUAAAAUCAUUUUUUAUAAUGGAACAGAAGCAAGUCACUGAAAAAUUUUCAUAAGUGAAGUUAUGAAAAUAAAUAAGAGAAGAAGUUAAAUUUCAUCAAUUUUGUGCUCAAAUUGUCCAACAAAAUCUGUUGGAUGGCCUAUAGAGAAUUGUUUCCUAAUAAACUCCAGUGACUAAUUCGUGUGAGACUUUCUUGUGAAUAAAUCACUUGUACGAGAUGAUUAUAAAAUUCAGUUUGCGAUAUUUUUGAAUUGAAGUUAAUAGGAUAAGGCAAUAUUUUCCUAGUGAUCACUUAGAAUAGAGAAUUGAUAUUUUUAGAAUUGUAUGUUACUUAAGAAUAUUACGUCUGGCCACUUGAUAAUAAAAUUCACAUUCCUUCAAAUUAAUUAUUUGGAAAUAGUAAGGUGAAAACGAGAAAAAAAUUGAACUGCCAAAUAAUUGAAUUAUUAUUUAAAUGUUACUUUUUUCAUACAUUCAUCUAUUGAAAGAGGGAAUUUCCUUCCAAGAUGCAAAUUUCCAUUUUUAUCGUUUUAAAUCUUCUUUGGAUAUUUUGAAACUUUCAAUUGAUUCACGUUGCGCUUAUAUUAAAUAUGUAUAUAGGUUUUUGAAGAAGACGCGGCAAUAUUCGAAGAAGUGGUUUCUUAGGUAAUUUUAUAGAAAUAUUCAAAGAAAUUAUAUGUCAAUUUUUUUUUCAAAGGAAUUAAUCUAUAAGAAAAAUUUCUGAUUAAAAACGUUUUUUUCGGAGAAACCAAAUAUCUGGAAAACUAUGGAUUUUAGGACCUAUGUUUACGGUUUGGCGAGAUGCUCUCAAGCCAAGUUUGUGUAAGUACGCCCUUUCUCUAGGAAUUUCAAUGUUUCGUCCCAAGAUCAUCAGUUGGGCUAUCCAGGGAUCUCUGCCCAAGACACAACCUCUCACACCAUCGUGGAGAGGUGACUCUGCACUUGAAGGAAGGAGAACAACUUUUUUUUAGCGGUACAGCAGUUUUUAUAUAAAUUGGUGGUUUAGGUAGGGAUCGGGAAAAGGGAUAGAUUCACAUCAUCAAAGGUUGAAUUAGUUCAUGUUUUAUUUUCCUAAUUGGAAUUGAUAAGACGAGAUGUCUUUUUUUAUUUUGUUAUUUUUUUUCCAAAAAUUACCGAGUUUCCUUUUUGAUAACAUUAUUUAAUGAGUCGAUUUGAGGGUGUUUUUGGAGAUCGCUAAUUUCAGUUCAUCUGGGCAUGUUGAGUAAAAGUCUUAAAUAAUUGUUCUGGAUACGUUGGAGUUUAUCGUAAUUUGUUUUUGAAGUUUCAAUCCAUAUCGGAUUUGCGUAGAGAACCAUUGGCCAUAUACCCUUCUUGUAUAUUUCAAGUUUGGAUUUAGUAGGUACUGAGUUUACUAUCUCUACAAAUCAAUGGGAAGACGCUACUGAGUUGGUUUUACUAAUUAUUUCAUGAAUAUGUUGAUUUAAAUUCAAUUUUUUAUCAAGAUUAACUCUUAAAUAUUUCAAAUAAUUAUUUUCUUCUAUAGGCUGGUUAAAAAAUGUUGUGACGCGAAGCCAGCAAAGCAUGCAGAGUCACUACAAUGAAAACUUGUUUCGAUAAAAUAAUCUUACAAACCACCUCUUUGAAUAUUACCGCGUCUUUUGUUAACUGUAUAUCACUGAAUUUAAAUUAACAGGAAUUUAUUUAGAAUGGAAAAAAUGACUAUAAUAAUUAUCAUCUAUUAUUGUCUUUUCACCUCUCUUUUAACCCUUAAAACAUAUGAUCAUAUUCAUGAUCGUUCAUGAAUACCCAAAAACAAAAUUGAAUUUGAAGCCAUACUAUUCAACGUGAUAUGAAAAUGCUGUGAAAUGCUACGUUUUUAUUUAAUCGAAAACUACAUUUUAUGAAUCUCUUCCCCAUAUUGAAAGAAACGUUUGAAAUUCCUUUACACUAUAAUGGCUAGCACGAUAAUGGAAAUAGAACUCAAUUCUUUGUGACAAUACAUUUAUAUAGAAAUGUGUGUGCUUGAGAGAGUCUCUUACAGUUUCUUUUUAUAUGUAGGUAUAUAUCGAACUAAAACUUUUAGAAGACUGCCAUUAAUUUUUAAGUGAAUGUUUUUAUUUUGUUACAAUUAUGUAGGUAGUUUAUAGAAAUUGUGAGCUUUAAAAUAUAUUCAUAUAUAUGUAUUUUAGAGAUAAAUUCUGAAAAUUUGAUGUAUAAGCUUGUUUAUGUAGUUACCAAAAACAAUCAAUGAUAUUAUCAAUCAAACUCGAACUGUAAUAAUAAGAUAAUAAUUUAUUGAAUGAACGUUUAUUAUAUAACAAAUGAUGUUCCUUGAAUUCAAUGCAAGAUACAUUCAGUGAAUUAAUCAAUGAAGCAGUAAUACCUACUUAUUCGUGCUUUUAAUGAUCAUUGAAUGUUUCGGAAUGAAAGCAACCACAAAAUUAGAGAGGAAGAAACUCAUCCAAAUAAAUAUAAUUUCUAAGAUAUAUUGAAAAAUACAUGCUCCUACAAAUACUAACCAACUAGGUCGCUUUCAAAUCAUUCAUAUAUGAAAUAUUCGAUUUUUUUUUGCAUAAUUGUUAGUUCUCCUGAAAAUAGUAGAAAUAACAACUAGGGUUGAUCUAUUUUCUUGGCACUGACUAUUACAUGC